Molecule: messenger RNA, 2316 nt
Organism: Chlorocebus sabaeus (green monkey)
Lineage: Eukaryota; Metazoa; Chordata; Mammalia; Primates; Cercopithecidae
Gene: PEX7
Product: peroxisomal biogenesis factor 7
Biological process (GO): protein import into peroxisome matrix
Cellular component (GO): peroxisomal matrix; cytosol
Molecular function (GO): protein binding
Source: RefSeq, a predicted model, not a curated record
CAACGCAGCACGCAAUUUUGGACGCGCUGCGUGGUUUCAGAGUCGGCUGUAACUUGUCUCACUUUGUAAUCAUCAGGAAAAGUUCCUGAUGCCAGUCUUCCAAACGCUCAAUGAAAUUAAUAAAAAACAGCACCGCAGAAGAGGCUGAGAUGCAACGACAAAAGUUGUCGUAAUUAUUAAUAAUACCUAACCCUGGAUUACUCCCCUGAAAGAUCUGUAUCUUUGCAGCAGGCGCAAUUCAGUUUGGUUUCACCCAAAACAAAAAUGGUCUCCGUCGGAGUCCAUUUCCUGUGGGGACCAAUCAGAAUAUCGAAUACAGGGCACGGGGCCCGCACUUCCGCCCGGUCUUCCUGGUCUCUCUAAUCGCGCCAGUGCGCCUCCGACUCGGAACGACUUCCGCGGCAGGGGCGCCGAGGGCCGGGGGCGGCGGGCGGGAUGAGUGCGGUGUGCGGCGGAGCGGCGCGGACGCUGCGGGUGCCGGGACGCCACGGCUACGCCGCCGAGUUCUCCCCGUACCUGCCGGGCCGCCUGGCCUGCGCCACCGCGCAGCACUACGGCAUCGCGGGCUGUGGAACCCUACUAAUACUGGAUCCAGAUGAAUCUGGGCUAAGGCUUUUUAGAAGCUUUGACUGGAAUGAUGGUUUGUUUGAUGUGACCUGGAGUGAGAACAAUGAACAUGUCCUCAUCACCUGUAGUGGCGAUGGCUCGCUGCAGCUCUGGGACACUGCCAAAGCUGCGGGGCCACUGCAAGUCCUUAAAGAACACACUCAGGAGGUGUAUAGUGUUGAUUGGAGCCAAACCAGGGGUGAACAGCUUGUGGUGUCUGGCUCAUGGGAUCAAACUGUCAAAUUGUGGGAUCCAACUGUUGGAAAGUCUCUGUGCACGUUUAGAGGCCAUGAAAGUAUUAUUUAUAGCACAAUCUGGUCUCCCCACAUCCCUGGUUGUUUUGCUUCAGCCUCAGGUGAUCAGACUCUGAGAAUAUGGGAUGUGAAGGCAGCAGGAGUCAGAAUCGUGAUUCCCGCACAUCAGGCAGAAAUCUUGAGUUGUGACUGGUGUAAAUACAGUGAGAAUUUGCUGGUGACAGGUGCAGUUGACUGUAGUUUGAGAGGCUGGGACUUAAGGAAUGUACGACAACCAGUGUUUGAACUUCUUGGUCAUACUUAUGCUAUUAGGAGGGUGAAAUUUUCGCCGUUUCAUGCUUCUGUGCUGGCCUCUUGCUCGUAUGAUUUUACUGUAAGAUUCUGGAACUUUUCAAAGCCUGACUUUCUCCUUGAAACAGUGGAGCAUCAUACAGAGUUUACUUGUGGUUUAGACUUCAGUCUUCAGAGCCCCACUCAGGUGGCUGACUGUUCUUGGGAUGAAACAAUAAAGAUCUAUGACCCUGCUUGUCUUACUAUUCCUGCUUGAGAUACACUACUGUGGUCAGAAACAGAGGAUGUUGGCUGAAGAACUGCCUAACAGCAAAUAAAUUAACUAUGGAAAACAUAGACAUUAUGCUUUUAUAUGCUAUUCAGAUUUCAAAUCUUUCCAGUUUACCAGUUUUGAGGGAGCUGAUAAAGGCUUUGGCUCACUCAUUAAGCCUGAUACAUAAGCCAUAUUUCUUAAAAUUCUAAGAAAUAAUUAAUGUUAUGGUAUAUCUUAUAAUAUCUAUUAAAAUGUAGUCUCUGGGUCAUAAAAUGGAUUAAAAUAUGGGAUCUCAGUAGGUUAUACUUAUAUAGAUAGUGAUAUAUUUCAUUUUUAAUUUGUCAUUUUUUAUGUAAAAUACAAUCACUGUUGUGAUAAAUAAACUAUAUCUGUUGAUCAUUUAUCAUUUUAUGACUUCCCCAAAAAGACUGCUCUUCCUAAUACAUUGUAUAUGUGAAUACAGUAUUAUAUGUAAUAUAGAUAUAUCUGUGGUUCAGUAACAGAACACUAGAAGAUAUUUAUUCUUUUAUUUAGUAGCUGUUUAUUGAGCAUCUACUCAGUGCUUGACACAUAGACUGAGUGAGAUUCUCUCAAGGACUGGUGCCAUGUUUUUAAGAACAUGGAAUGCUAUGAGCUAAGAGCUUACUUUUUUUUUUUUUUAGCAUUUAUUCACAUAUUUUUAGAUAUUAUACUUACAGCUCUAUAAUUUUGUCUUCCCACUUCUCUAAUAUCAAAAAUUUUUUAAACUGUCAAUUGAACACAAAGUUUUAGGUCCUACUAAGACUUCUAGCUAUUGCCCUUGAAACCAGGCCUAAGUACUGCUAUAAUGCUCCUUACCACCUCCCUAAGGUUUCUUGGAAAGCUCUAGGUGCAGAUGAACUGAAAAAAAAAAAAGUACUUUAAAGGAGAAAA